AUGUUCGUUAAAUUUGUUUUGGAUACAUCGAUAUGCAAAGCAAAUACUUCAGGUUUUGUCAUGGAAGAGGUUAUCGAAUGUGAAAAUCAAAACCAUGGUUCUGAACACGAGAAUGCCUGCGGUGGUGUGAUAGAAUAUCCAAACGGUACUAUUACUUCACCAUCAUUUCCAGCACUUUAUCCUAUACUAAAGGAAUGUAUAUGGGAAAUUAUUGCACCGCCAAAACAUAAAAUCUCUCUCAAUUUCACACAUUUUGAAUUAGAAGGCACCACACAUCAGCACACAGAUUGUGGUUAUGAUUCGGUCACAAUUUAUUCGAAACUCAGCGAAAAUCGCCUUAAACGUAUUGGCACCUAUUGUGGAAACGCCAUUCCACCCACAGCCACUUCAGAGGGCAAUGCUUUACGUGUAGAAUUUCAUUCCGAUAAAUCAGUGCAACGUAGCGGGUUUGCUGCGGUUUUUUUUACCGACAUAGAUGAGUGUUCCCUUAAUAACGGUGGUUGUCAGCAUGAAUGUCUCAAUACAAUUGGAUCCUAUAUGUGUUCAUGCCACAAUGGCUAUUCACUGCACGAGAAUGGACAUGAUUGUAAGGAGGGCGAAUGUAAACAUGAAAUUUCCGCACCAUUCGGUACUAUCUAUAGUCCCAAUUUUCCGGAUUUGUAUCCACCAAAUGCUGAUUGUGUUUGGCAUUUCUUGACAACUACAGGACAUCGCAUCAAAUUAAUUUUCAACGAAUUCAAUGUGGAAUCGCAUCAGGAAUGCGCUUACGAUAAUGUGGCAAUAUACGAUGGCGAGUCUGAAAGCAGUUCGCUUUUGGGACGUUUCUGUGGAGACAAAAUACCAUAUCCGAUAUCAUCUUCCACAAACCAAUUGUACAUGGUAUUGAAGACAGAUAAAAAUAAGCAACUCAAUGGUUUCACAGCAAUGCACUCUACUUCAUGUGGCGGAUACUUACGUGCAACAAAUCAAAUUAAACAAUUUUAUUCGCACUCGCGUUUCGGCAAUCACAACUACAAUGAAAACAUGGACUGUGAGUGGACAAUACAAGCACCACCGAGCAGCAAUGUACAGUUGUUGUUCCUAACGUUCGAUAUUGAAAGCAGUGAAAAUUGCACUUACGAUUACGUGCAAGUUUAUUCUGGAAUGGAGGAUACAAGUGGCCCCAUGUAUGGACAAUACUGUGGAAACACGCUUCCUCAGGAUAUAAUAUCCUUAACUGACUCUUUGUUGGUGCGUUUCAAGACGGAUAAUUCUGUUACAUUAAAAGGGUUCUCGGCAUCCUAUGUAGCUGUCGAUCCUUUUGAUAACAGUGAAGAGGAUAUUAACUCAUCCAGCUUUGAGAUGGUGACUCCAUUUCCAGGCUCACUCAAAAGUAUCUAUAAAGUAGAUGAAACACAAGAGUCAUACGAGUACAGUGAUUUCAUGGAAAAUCAAUUGAUUGACAGCAGACUAAGAAGCAGAUAUUAAUUU
Teleopsis dalmanni is the source of this 1470-nucleotide messenger RNA. Its product is annotated as dorsal-ventral patterning protein tolloid-like. The transcript has 5 exons. The record is from RefSeq and is a predicted model, not a curated record. Lineage: Eukaryota; Metazoa; Arthropoda; Insecta; Diptera; Diopsidae. Gene Ontology annotation, molecular function: metalloendopeptidase activity; calcium ion binding. Bases 1 to 1467 code for a protein of 488 amino acids.